AGCAGAAGCAGUCUAGAUCGACGAGAGCCGCGAGGGCCGGACGCUCUGGUGAUCGCAUUUCGGAUAUUUAGCGCUCUCACUGCGAUCUCGGCCUUGCUGUGCACUGCGGUGAGUGUGAUUUCGGUGGUGCGAGCCUUCAAGCAUGGCCGCGAUAUAUUUGAAGGAUUCUUCGCUGCUACGCGGUAGUGAUCGCGCUCUUCGUCGCUGUGGCCGAGACCGAAUGGGAAUUCUUCUUGAAGUUCUGGCGUUGUAGCAGUGAUGACAAAGGCCCUAUCAGAUGAGCACAAGGACCGUGCUUAUCAAGUGGUCUUUUCGGAAGUCGCUAGUGGAAUGCUCCUGGGAUGUGGUGCAGUUUACGUUGUAGCAGUGAGUAUGCUUUUGUUCGUUUUCUUGGAGGUUUUACCACGGUCAAGGACGCGGCCUUUGUCAUCUCAUAUCCGGAAGGCUCUAGCUCGAGCAGCUCGAGAACUUCCAGAGGCUACCGUUCCUUACGAAUUCUCCCAGCGGUCCGGCUGGGGUCUCCGGGAUCCUGGAGCUCAUGAGCUUUACCGUGUAGUAGAGGGCGCUCGUCUUGAACGUCACCACCUUGGCUGGCAGCCGAGCAAUACGUUUUCCUGCGAGAGGCAUACCUGGUGGCCGAAGAAGCCGGAGAAGAGCACGGUCUGGUGA
This is a messenger RNA of Selaginella moellendorffii, 669 nucleotides long. RefSeq lists its product as uncharacterized. NCBI's taxonomy places the organism in Eukaryota, Viridiplantae, Streptophyta, Lycopodiopsida, Selaginellales, Selaginellaceae. The record is from RefSeq and is a predicted model, not a curated record. The transcript is spliced from 4 exons. Bases 259 to 669 code for a protein of 136 amino acids.